This is a messenger RNA of Anthostomella pinea, 1458 nucleotides long. NCBI's taxonomy places the organism in Eukaryota, Fungi, Ascomycota, Sordariomycetes, Xylariales, Xylariaceae. The record is from the annotation of a GenBank genome assembly.
AUGGCAGGCACCUCGUCUCCAGGCGCUUCAUGUCAUGUCAUAGAUGGACCGUUCUUGAACAAUGGGGAGGCUGUUGGCGCGAACUUCGAGAACUAUGGAGACUCUGGCUCUGUGGUCGAAGCAGUGCUGUCUGGCUCUGUUCGAAAGGUAGUCGAGAAGAGGACUCUCGCGCACUGCAAAGUCGCCAAUCUGGACUUUGAGGCCCGCGUCCCCGUCCCCUUCAGCAUCUUCCCUCGCACCUACAAAGACGCCGAGGUCGCGACAACCACAGAGACCCACGAAGAGCUAGAGAUCAACCUGCCCGCCAGCCACGACAAGCCCGGACGGGAAGGUCAAUACUCUUCUGUCGACGCCUCCGCUCAGCUUCCUCCGCUUCCCCCGCGUCGAGAGCACCGCUACAGCGAAGAAGAGGUCCGUUUCACACGUGAAGAAGAACGUCACCACCGUCCAGGUGUCCACCGCGAGGAGUACUCGUACGAAGAGCACAGACCCUCUGCUGUCUACCAAGAGUCUCACCAGUCUCACCACCACCACCAUCAACACCAGCACCAGCGGCCACAGAGCAGCUACUCGGAGACUUCCAUCGAGGUCGACACCAAGCACAAGCCCCAUUACAGCCCAAUUGACCGUAUCGAGCACGAGUACCGCGCUCGAGUCCAGCCUUCCUACAAGGAGGACAUCCGCAUCACCGGAACUACCGUAGACGCUCCCGCCCCCCAGCGUCCCUACUACCGGGACCAAGUCCGCGUCACCGAGGAAACCGUUGACGCCGCACCUCGCUUUGCUCCUUCAUCUUCCUACCACAAGGACGUGAAGAUCACCGAGGAGACGGUUGAAGCUCCCCGCCACAGCUCGGCUUACCAAAAGUCUAGAAUGGGAUAUUACGACGAAGACGGACACUACCAUUCAUUCCGCCACGGCCUACACAAGAUGGCCGACCGAGUCUUCCACCAUGACGGCGAGAGCCACCACUCGCACCAAUCCGCCCCCCGCCCGGCCUCUUCGGCCGCCAUCCCCAACACCGUCACCAUCCCCUGCCACCACAUCCGCAUGGGCGACAUCCUGAUGCUGCAGGGCCGCCCCUGCCAGGUGAUCCGCAUCUCGACCUCGGGCGCCACGGGCCAGCACCGCUACCUCGGCGUGGACCUGUUCACCAAGCAGCUGCACGAGGAGUCCUCCUUCGUCUCCAACCCGGCCCCCAGCGUCGUCGUCCAGACCAUGCUCGGCCCCGUGUUCAAGCAGUACCGCGUCCUCGACAUGCAGGAGGGCACCGUCGUCGCCAUGACCGAGACCGGCGACGUCAAGACCGCCAUCCCCGUUAUCGACCAGUCGGGGUUGUACUCCCGCCUGUCGUCUGCUUUCCAGCAGGGCCACGGCAGCGUCCGCGUUCUCGUCCUCCAUGACGGCAGCCAGGAGCUCGUUGUCGACAUGAAGGUGGUCCACGGCUCUCGCCUGUAG